Molecule: messenger RNA, 1641 nt
Organism: Aspergillus costaricaensis CBS 115574
Lineage: Eukaryota; Fungi; Ascomycota; Eurotiomycetes; Eurotiales; Aspergillaceae
Exons: 5
Coding region: 1-1641 (546 amino acids)
Source: RefSeq, a predicted model, not a curated record
AUGACCCUUUCCUGCCCUAACUGGCUCCGCGUAGUCUUCCUCGCCCUGGAGAUCACGGUGUUCUUACCCCAACUCUUGCGCAUCUGGAUUCAAAAGAGGAGCACCGGCCUGUCCCUCAUCUACACAUUUUUGAAUCUCCUUAGUGCCACCGAACGGUUUACCGUCGGUUUCUCCGCAAUCGUCAACUGCACCAUCGCCGGCGCCGAUGCGCCAGCCUUUUUCGUCCAUGAUCCGAGAACAGUGGGAGAUUGGCUGAAUCUGUUGCAGCUAGGUGUCGAUUGGGUGCUGCUCUUGCUCUUCUUCAUUCUAUGUCUUACCUAUCCCCCUCCCCACUCUCCCUACGCCAGUCAGGUACGCAUCCUAGUCGCCGUCCUGUACACGGCGUUCACCCUGAUCUCCGUCGUCCCACUUUUCACCGACGCUCUCUUCCCCUCCAUUUUCCACGAACCGGGUGAACGUCAACUUAAUUUCGGCGUGGCCAUAUUUAUGGGGUUUCAUCUCUUUUUCCUCAAUACCAUAUUCACACUUGUUAGCAUCAGCUCGAUUAUUCCUCAGGCUGUCCAAAUCCGCUCGCUCCCGUUGAAUUUCGAUGUGGUGAGAGUGCGGGACUGCGCUCUCCGAGGGGUAGUAUUGGCAAUGUUAACUGUGUCGUGGGUGUUUCGAGUAAAACUCCCGGAUGGGGUCGAUAUCCUAACGCCGUUCCGGUCCAUUAUUUGUGUUCAUCAAUUCCCCAAUGAACCGGCAUCGUACUAUGUUGAAGAAGCCAAAAAGAAUCGGGAUCGCAGUACGAUAAAUGUGCGAACGGGGAUACCUGAUACCUGGAUCAAGCUCCUAGAACCGGGACGCACUUAUACCAUUCUCUGGACGGGCAAAGAGAUUCCAUACUGGGAUUGGGGUACGCCGCAGCAGAAGGUGGGAACUGAACCAAAAUGGCCCCCUAUCUUGGUUCCGGGUGGUGCACACUGCACCUUUACUGUGCAAGAAGGGCGGCGCCCUCAUAUCCCCUCACCUCCGACGCCACCGCCAAUUGAUCCAAGCGAAAGAGUUCCCGGCGCACCAGUUAUGAGUCUUCAGCUGAGCUGUAGCCCAACAAGGCCUCAAUCUGAGCGCUUGAAUAUGUCUAUCAAGGUCACCUACCACGGUCCCUCAUCCGACCCCAUCACGUUCCACACCUGGGCAUUCAGCCCACUUAGAUCCUUCAGCGUCUAUCGCCGUGUCUUCCCAGAUCAGUCUACUGAACCGAAAUGGAAGACAUGCAUAAUCCAUCAGUCACUACAUGUCUUUUGGGAUAAUCUUGACAGACAGCUCAACGUGGCAGAAAAUGAAGAAGGUCGAUUCGCCACGCUCUUCCCUGGGGAAUCCUGGUCAGAUUCCUGGUCUUUCGAUGCGGAUGGAGAUUGUGAGCCUGAAGACGCCCGACCUGGCCAGCAGCUUCGAUACCAAUUCACAGGGGAAACACUGGACUGGUGGGAUUGGGGUGCGAUGGAGGAUCACGCGCAAACUGUUGUCACGCUGCCUGGCUCGGGAGUUGAACCUAUUAAGCACCCGAAGGACAAUGAUAACCGACCGAAAGUGGUCAUACCAGCUUCUAACAUUGUCGAGUGGAUUGUUCCGCAGUGCUUUGAUCGUCAGUUUGAUUAG